Oncorhynchus tshawytscha (Chinook salmon) is the source of this 2695-nucleotide messenger RNA. Its product is annotated as THAP domain-containing protein 1. The transcript has 4 exons. Bases 388 to 1248 code for a protein of 286 amino acids. Lineage: Eukaryota; Metazoa; Chordata; Actinopteri; Salmoniformes; Salmonidae. Gene Ontology annotation, molecular function: sequence-specific DNA binding. The record is from RefSeq and is a predicted model, not a curated record.
AUGCGUGAGAUAUUGUAUUUACUUCUCUUGAAAAAACAUUUGAAGCAGGCAGUUACUUGGAUAACGCAUACCGGUGACGCCAGCAAACAACCGUUGGGGCAAAUGCGCCAUUUUGGCUCAAACAGUCGGAAUUUACUUUCUUUGCAAUUUAAUAUUUUUUCGGCAUCGCUUAAUCUUUUUGUUAAUGGUUGGGAUGAGAUCAUGUUUCACCACAUUCUGUAUUUGGUGUUUUGUUUCCUAUGAGAACAAGUGUAACGUUCUGGUAGCAUUAGCCUCACCAAGCUACAUGCUAGUUAGCUGUGUCGUUCGAUUGCAUUGCCAACAACACUGGCUGAUGGUUAGCUUGCUAGCUAUAUUUAGCUGUUUUGACUUGUUAGCUCGCUAGAUAUGGGUGGGUGCUCCGCUCCAAAUUGCUCAAACUCAACAACAAUUGGGAAGCAACUGUUUCGUUUUCCAAAAGAGCCUAUACGUAAGAAGAAAUGGCUUGUAAACUGCCGGCGUAAUUUUUUACCAACUCCACAUUCCAGACUGUGUCAGGACCAUUUUGAGCUGAGUCAGUUUGAAGAAAUCGCCAGGUCGCCAGCAGGGGGAAAGAAGCUGAAACCAAAUGCCGUCCCCACUCUUUUCAAUGUGCGAGAUCCACCUUUUCCCGUAACCCCACAGAUAGUGCUACCACUCAAGCCAGAGCCAGUGGAGAGGGAUCUCAAUGUGGGGGAUCAUGGCUACGCACGAAGGAAAACAACUCUGGGCAUGGAGGAAGAUGAUGCUGAUGAACUACACAAGGCAGAGGAACGUCCCUGCAUCCAUUGUCAACAUUACAGAACACUGCUGGAACAAGAAAUGCAACACACAGCCAGAUUACAGAAAGAGGUAGAGGAAAUGAAAAAGCGGAUGUUCAGACUGGACAGAAUAGAGAGGGGCCUCCAGACAUUUCUGUAUGAAGACCAGAUCCGCGCCCUGACACUGACCAAGCGUUCCCGGAGAGCUGUGUGGUCCCACGAGACAGUGCUGAAGGCCCGUAAGAUCCGAUGUGCGGUCGGUGGCAAGGGUUAUGAAUUCCUCCGGGAGUUAGGCUACCCCCUGCCAUCUUAUAGAACUUUAUGCAACCGCCUGGAUAACAAAAUCAUGGUGACGACAGCCAUGGGGUGUGAUGAGCUGGCAGAGCUAGGUCUAGGAAUCAUAUCCACAUGUGAUAGUCCAGAGGGAGAUGGGGACAAUGAUGAGGCUUUCAUUGGAGUGAUCUCAUGAAAGAGAUGUUUUAUUUAUUUAUUUCAAUGUGUUUCAUUUUGGAAGAAUGCAAUGCAAAAUUACAGGACAAUAGAGCAAAGACUGACUGUAUGACAGCUAGUAGGCCUAUGUGGUGGAGAAAAUAUGGAAGCGUAUGCACAAUGGGAGAUGUGUGUGUUAAUGCAGUGGUGUCAAACAUACGGCCCGGGGGGGUUUGAGGAAAAAUAAGUAUAUAUUUUUUAAAUAGUUGGGGGGAACAAACUCCAUAUACUUUAAAAUGACUAAAACCAAUUUUAAAUUAUUAUAAAGGACCUUUACAUUCAUACAGUUUUAUGACUGUCUAGCUCGCUAAUAAAAAACAAACAAAUUAAAGCUAGAUAAUUAGGGAGCAUUGACAAUUCCAAAAAUGAUGGAUUGAGGACAAUGUUAGCAAAUUUUGACGCUAUAUCAACUUUUCAGUGCGGCCCACCAGGCCAUGAUGAAGACCGGAUGUGGCUCCCAGGACAAAAUGAGAAACCAAGUCCAAAACCAAGAACAUGUUUUGAAGGGGUACUUCAGGACACAGAGACAAACUUAUGGAUACCAUUUGUAUAUCUGACUCUGGGGAAGUAGAUAAAGGGCCUCAUUGCUUUAAAGGGGUACUUCAGGACACAGAGACAAACUUAUGGAUACCAUUUAUAUAUCUGACUCUGGGGAAGUAGAUAAAGGGCCUCAUUGCUUUAAAGGGGUACUUCAGGACACAGAGACAAACUUAUGGAUACCAUUUAUAUAUCUGACUCUGGGGAAGUAGAUAAAGGGCCUCAUUGCUUUAAAGGGGUACUUCAGGAUUUUGACAUUCUUGGUUUUGGACUUGGUUUCACAAGUGGUUUUCAGAAUAGUUUACUUCUGCUAAAGAAUUAGGUGUUUAUUUUGGGUAGGAAACAACCUCCAUCAAAACAAUAAAGAGCAGCAGUCAUCUGCCUAAUGCUUUUCAGCUGCAAUAUCAAGCCACCUUUCUGUGCUCAAUAUGGGGCCAUAAUUCAGAAGCUAAUCAUUUGCUGUACUGCAGAUGGCCUUUAAUUUUAUUGCUGAGAAUGUUUUGACAAAUACUAAGGAAGAGCAGAAUUCUAACCACUGUUUGCAGAGUUUUUAUUUGCCCCCCCCCCACUUAUGUUAAGUGGACAAAUUGGAGGAGUAGGUUGUAUUUUGUCAUGGGAAUCAGUUUAGCUGCAUUUGGAAACUGCAGUGCCGUGUACAGCCUUUGGAGAACUGUGUUGCCUGCAUUGUAUACUAGCUGCGUCCCCUGAACUCAGGCUGAAUAACCUGAGGCUUAUUUUGUUACAAUCACUAAUGGGAUAUUUGCUAGAAAGCAGAACCUCUUGGUGGGAGGUUUGUAGACAACAUACUAAAAGGGCACACGAGUAUACUCUGAUUGAUUGAUCAAAACAACGGUACUGUAGAAGAAGAAUAAAUAAAUAUUUUAAGUAGG